CUCCCUCAAAACCCAGCGACGAUCGAUCAGCGUGCAUCCCUGACAAAAAAAAGCACACACACACAUACAUACACCUACUAGUCUUCGUGGCUGCCAAGCUUAAGCUCGAGAAGGAUUAACAAUGGCGGUAGUCUCGCGGUCGAGGAGCCGCGACGUCCCCUCGGCGCUUCUGCUGCUGCUACUGCUCCUGGCGGUGGCCUCGGCGGCCGCGGUGGGCGUGGCGGCCAAGACGAACGUCCACGACGUCGCGGAGGAGAGCGACAAGGAGGAGGAGUCGUGGACGGGCUGGGCCAAGGAGAAGAUCUCCGAGGGGCUGGGGCUCAAGCACCACGCCGACGUCGUCGACGAGGAGGAGGCCGCGCGCAAGGCCGGCCACACCGUCAAGUCCGCGCGCGAGUCCGCCCAGAACACCGCCUCCGAGGUAGGGAAGAAGGCGGGGGACGCCAAGGAGGCGGCCGCCGAUGCCGCGGCCGGCGCGUCGAGCAAGGCUGGCCAGGCCAAGGACAAGGCCAAGGAGACGGUGAAGGGCGCGGCCGGCGAGGCGUCCAGUAAGGCGGAGUACGCCAAGCAGAAGACCAAGGAGGCCGCCGAGGCGGCGAGCGAGCGCGGCGCCGAGGCGCACGAGCGGUCGAAGCAGGGCAAGGAGAAGGUCGAGGAGAAGGCCCGAGAGAAAGCCGGGCAGGGGUACGAGAGCGCCAAGGACGCGGCCGGCAAGGCGCAGGAGACGCUGCGGCAGACCACGGACGCGGCGGCGGAGAAGGCCGCGAAGGCCAAGGAGGCCGCGUGGGAGACGACGGCCGCCGCGAAGGAGAAGGCCGCGGCGGCCAAGGACGCCGCGGCCAACAAGGCUGGCGCGGCCAAGGACGCGGCGGCGGAGAAGGCGGAGGCGGCCGCCAAGAAGGCGCAGGAGUCUAAGGAGGCCGCCAAGGGGAAGGCUACGGAGAAGGCGGCGUCGGCCAAGGACGCGGCGUGGGAGACGGUGGAGACGGCCAAGGAGAAGGCCAGCGAAGGGUACGAGAGGGUGAAGGAGAAGGCGAGGGAGACGGCGGACACGGCCAAGGAGAGGCUGGAGGAGGUGAAGGAGAGGGUCGCUGGCCCCAGCGCCGACGCCGACGCCGGCAAGGGGAAGCACCGGAGGGCGGACGCAGACAAGUACCGGUCGGAGGAUGAGCUGUGAGAGAGAGACCUCGCCGGCGCCGGCGUUGGAUGAUGUUUGCAUUCAGUGUCGAGGAUGUUUCCAGCGUGUUUAAAGCUCUACUUUUUUUCACACAGAUCUGUACACUCUCUUUAGUCUUCUGUUUCAGCCACGACCAUGAUGCUGUUCCUGCUCUGUAGUAUAAUAAUCUGUUGACGUGUACAAAAGCUUCCCACAAAAUUUGAGUUACGUACAACUUCUUGUUAUUUCA
Molecule: messenger RNA, 1406 nt
Organism: Sorghum bicolor (sorghum)
Lineage: Eukaryota; Viridiplantae; Streptophyta; Magnoliopsida; Poales; Poaceae
Product: ABA-inducible protein PHV A1
Exons: 2
Coding region: 122-1177 (351 amino acids)
Source: RefSeq, a predicted model, not a curated record